AUGAUAGUAGAGACCCAUUCUUGGAGACUUUUUGUUGCUACCUACCUAACUCGAGAAGGACUACUUCUAGCAAACGAAAGAGAACUUUUUUGGAAAAAUAGCAGAUUCUUGAUCAGCAGUGUAGGAUCUACAUUAGGGAAAACUGAGACCCAUUCUACAUUUACACUUUAUGAACACAGAGCACUUGUACUGAUCAGCAGAUUCUUCAGAUUGUACUACAUGGGACACAACAAGAGUUUUCACUCGAUCUCGUUCAUCUUCCUCCAAUUCUGUUGUUCCAUCCACUGCGUUAGAAGCAGUUUCGACGAUGAUCUAGCCGCCAUUCUUCAAGACCAUGCUUUCAAAGCUCUAACCAAUGAGCGUCCACAUACUGGAGCCCUACACAAUGCAAGUCUCCCAGCAAGCUUAGCUGGCAUUAAGGUUUCGGCUGUCGGGCUCAGAAGCAAAACCUUGUGGAGAAAUGGUGCAAAUUUUAGUGGUUUUCAUAUCCCUCCAAAAUCUCUACCAGUGCCUUAUGUGAGGAGAAUUCUUAUUGUGUACCAUGAUCUUGGCAACUGGUCUUCUUUAUACUACAACUUAUCAGGUUAUUCUCUGAUCAGCCCCGUUAUUGGAUUUAUGGUUUAUGAUGCAUCCCAUUUGAGCAGCAGAAGCAAAAAUUUCUCGAAACUCGAGCUCAACACAAUGAGGAAACCUAUUUCAAUUGAAUUUCACACUUCAAUGGUCGACAAAGACACUCGAGAAAGAGCAAAAUGUGCUGCAUUUGAUGCUUAUGAGAAUGUGUUUCUAAGUGAAAUGAACUUGCCUAAUGUGUGUUACAGUAAAACUUUAGGCCAUUUUACAAUAGUCAUUCCUAACAAGAAUAAGCAGAAGGUGCGGGUUUUGUGGGUUAUCGUGUUUUUGUUAGGGUUCUUGGGGUUAAUCUUUGUGGGAUUGGGUGCAACUGUAGUUGUAAAAUCUGUAGCAGAAAGGAAAACUCAAGAUAUGGAAAAGGAAGCUGAUGACGGAGAGUUCCUUGAAACAUAUUGGAUUAAUAGCAGCAAAAUGCCUCGUGCAGCAGUAACAAGAACUAAUCCAGUACUCGAGAGUACGAAUCUUCCAAGAUGGACUUGGUAUGGUUAA
Messenger RNA from Fraxinus pennsylvanica, 1119 nucleotides. The record is from the annotation of a GenBank genome assembly. Lineage: Eukaryota; Viridiplantae; Streptophyta; Magnoliopsida; Lamiales; Oleaceae.